AGAUAUUAGAGCGCUUAUUACACAUAUUCAUUUUGACUUUUCUUUUCACAAAUUUGAAAAAAAGGUUUCAUUAGGACCUUAAUUUUCAAAUUUUGGGAUUCUCUGAUAAUUGCUUCAUGUUGCAGGUAUUUAAGGGCUAAGCAACAUUACUCCGUGUGACCCUCUACUUCCAAUUUUCUAAAAUGGCGACAAUCAACUAAAAAAAGUUGACUGUGACGGCCGACGCUUCAAGAAUAGGUGGAAAUUGGACUAUUUCUUCACUAAAACAUGCAACAACUGUGUAUUGCCUUAUUUGCAAAGAGACAGUCGCUGUUUUUAAAGAUUUCAAUGUGAGGCGAUGUUACCAAACAAGACACACUGACAUGUACGACAAGAUUACAGGGAAGAUACGCAGCGAAAAAUUGAAGCAACUUGAAGCUAGUUUAAUUUCACAGCAGUAGUAUUUCGCAAGAGCCCGAGAGUCGAAAGAGAACGCUGCAAAGGGUAGUUGCGAGAUUGUUGAAAUUAUUCAUUAAAAAAAAUAAUAAAGCAAAUGUGACACACUGAACGGCUUGCUAAAUUUUGCUUAAAUAUAUUGUUCUAUGUAAAGGACAUCAGCCAGAACCAGCCCAGCCUAUACGCAGACUAUGCAGCUGCUUAGGGCCCCUGACCACUAUGGGGCCCCCAAUUUGGCAAUUGUUUAAUUUAUAUUCUAUUUUGUUGACUACAGUUCGCUUUUUUUGACUUUUGUGAGUUUUGAUACUUGAUUACAAGCUUAAAAAAAUAAAAGUCCUUCCUUAACUUCUUUAUUUCCUCUUUAAGAAAAAGGUUUGGCGCUAUCUACUGUAAGUUCUGACAAUCAUUUGGGGUGAGAAGUUUAAAGUAUGCAGUGCAAGAAAAUCUGAUUAAUAUACAAAAUAUGGACGUAUGGGUUGGAUUGCAUGCAUGGGUUUCACAGUACACUGUGACGAAAUGGUGGGCAGAAAAUAUGGGCCCUUUUGCAUUUUUUUGCUUAGGGCCCCCAAAUGGCCUGGGCGGGCCCUGACGUCAGCCAAGGUCGGCCCCCCACAUUUUUACCACGCCAAAUCUGGCCCCCUUUGCAAAACGUUUGGACACCCCUGGUCUACAUCGUCGCUACGCCUUCACCACAACGCAGAAGCUUUGCUUUUAUAUCUUAGCUAGAUAUGCCAUGUUGCGUUAGCCUUUAAAGUGCUUGUGACACGAAAAAGCAUGUUUAUUUCAUAAUACACGCGGUAUUUUAUGCUCCUGAAUGAUAUGGACCGCUUGGAUGUGUGUGGAAGCGAUUGCUAUAUUUAUUUAGUUUUUUGAAUCCCGCGCCAGGAAAAUGAGUGACUUCCGGCUUCGGUCUCGCAUUGAGGAGGAGGGCGCUGUGACGUGUACGGUAGAAGACGUCCUCUUCACGCUACAGUGUACUGUUGUGUAUGAGGACGAAGGAUUCAGCUGAUUUUGCGGAUUAAUACUUUUAUUUUUUGCAUCACGCCAGCCAAACGGCUGCAGAAAAAUCAUUCUGUAUGCGGGAGAGGCGUAUGCGCCUUUUUGGAGUUUCAAAAGGUUCCCAUUCACCGUGGAUAUUUACUGUGGGACCAUUGGACUUACAAGGAAAGAAAUCUUCUCUCCUGAGUCGGCGGGUAGAACGAAAAUGAGAAGGGUCAUGGAGGACAGGAGCAUGCAGGGGAUGAGCAGGUUGAGGGCGUAGUAAAGCGUCCUUCGCCGGAUGGUCACGUUGAAAGUCACGUCCGGGCAUGUAGCCCGAGAUGUCGGCGUCGUUCAUCUGGAGGUCAAGAAGCAAGCCGUCGUAAGUCCACGAGCCGAACUUGAGGACACACUUCUGGAUGUCGAAAGGGAACCAGCGCACGUCUACGUUGCACGUGCUCAUGAAAAUACCUGCCAGGCCGGACGGGAGGACAUGCAACAGGACAGUUACUUUUUUCAUUACAGGAUCAGUACGAUUUUUCCAAAUCUGAAGAAAUAACAGCAAGUUUGUUUUAUAAAAGUUGAUCCUGUCACCAUGGAGCACUCCUCCACCUCCAUGGUCAACAUUUCCCUUGUGGACGAUUACGAGGUGGAGGACCAGCAUUCCCUGCUGCCUCCCCCAAGGACACUUUCCCCUCGCCGGGCUUGCCCCCCGCAGUGCGGGAUGCGCCCGGCCGUCCGUAGAUGUGCGGAUCACACGGUGUGGCUGGACCGCACUCAGGCCAUGGCCACUAUGCCUUUGUACAAUGGCCACCUGUGCACCCGAGCCUCGCCUUGCUCGCCCAGGAGAGCCGAAAAAGUCAAAUGCAAGGAGAAAAAACGGCAAGUUUGUACAAAGAAGGAGCGGAAAGGAAAGAAUUCGUCGGCUUCCAGGCUCCAGGAGAAGAGCUGCGCUUUUAAUGACGUUGCCCCUUGCGGGUCACCUUUCAAAAGCUCCAGGAGGCCUACGGUUCAGAGUGUCCAUAGACCAGCUCACUUCCCCUUAGAGACCAGGCAGAGCCUGCCGGAAAUCAUUGUCACAAGCAGGGACGACGAGCCGCCCGAGGCCGGCAAAGGGAUUCCACGACCAACUCGGGAAAGGGACCUCCUCCCGGGGUCGGCAGGUCACUCCAGUCCCAAGCACAAGACGGAGGCCAAGGACGAUCACUACUGGAAGACGCACGGUAUCGGGUGGCGGCUGCUGCGCAGGAGGGCGCUCUUUGUGCGGAGGCAGAGGCUGAACGACUGUGCUCUCGCCGUGGGGAUUUUUGGCGUAGUCAUGAUGGUCAUGGAAACGGAACUCUCCUGGAGCGUCUACAGCAAGAGCUCCAUCUACUCCCUCACACUAAAAUCCAUCAUCAGCGUUUCCACCAUCCUCCUGCUGGGCCUCAUCGUAGCGUACCACUGCUGCGAGGUGCAGCUUUACGUCCACGACAGCAGCGCGGAAGACUGGCGCAUCGCCAUGACGACGGACCGCCUGGCCCUGAUCACCCUAGAGCUGGCGGUGGCUGCCAUCCAUCCGUACCCAGUGGGCCUGCAGGCCUACUUUGAGCGGCAGGUGGUGACCACGGCAGCGCUGUCAGAGACAGAGUUGGAGAUCGUGCUGGCGCUACCUAUGUUCCUUAGGCUCUACCUGCUGUGUCGCGCCAUGAUGCUGCAUAGCAGGCUCUUCACUGACACGGCGUCACGCAGUAUCGGGGCUCUGAAUAAGAUUCACUUUAAUGCCCGUUUUGUGGGCAAGACGCUGAUGACCACCUAUCCGGGGACGGUGUUGAUGAUUUUCAGUGUAUCCCUCUGGAUCGUGGCGGCGUGGGGGCUGCACGUGUGCGAGAGACAUCACAACUACAGGGACCUUAGCAGCAACUAUAUGGAAGCCCUGUGGAUGGUGUCGGUGACAUUCCUCUCAAUCGGCUACGGGGAUGUAGUGCCCCACACCUAUUGCGGACGCAGCAUAUGCCUCCUCACAGGGAUCAUGGGAGCUGGCUGCACUGUCCUAGUGGUGGCAGUGGUGGCCAGGAAGCUGGAGCUGACACGAGCUGAGAAGCACGUACACAACUUCAUGCUUGACUCACACAUUUCCAAAAGGAUGAAGAUCGCAGCCGCAAACGUGCUGAGGGAGACUUGGUUCAUCUACAAGCACACUAAGCUGUCCAGGGAGAAGGAUCACACCAUGGUUCGCAUGCAUCAGCGUAAACUGCUGCUUGCAAUCCACCAGCUUCGGCGCGUCAAGAUGGACAAGAGGAUCUUAGCCGACCAAGGUAGCACGCUGGUGGACCUCUGCAAGGUGAGAGAGCUUCAAACCACACUGAGCGACGUGCUGUUGGAAGUGCAGGGAUGCCGGGCCGAGCUAGACACGCACGUCCACGACCUGGAAAAGCACGUGGAGGAGCUCCGCGAGGGGUUUCGCGGCCUCAUGCCGCUGCUGACAAACACUUUGUCCACGCAGAACUCCUCCAUACGCCACCUGCUGCGCGAGAGGGAAAAGAAAGGCGAUGCUGCUGGAGGGAGUUCGGACAGGUAGACAGAAAAGUUGGUAUUUGGCGCCCCUUAGGCGGACGAAUGAGGUAUUACAUAAUGGGAUCAUGAAAAGUUGCAAUUGGAAAGCGUUCAACCAAAAAUAUUUAGUGGCAAUUCAUGUUUUAACAUUUUUUUUUUUUUGGGGGGG
This is a messenger RNA of Corythoichthys intestinalis (scribbled pipefish), 4117 nucleotides long. RefSeq names its product small conductance calcium-activated potassium channel protein 1-like. Gene Ontology annotation, cellular component: plasma membrane; neuron projection; neuronal cell body. The record is from RefSeq and is a predicted model, not a curated record. The coding region runs from base 2009 to 3973 and encodes 654 amino acids. Gene Ontology annotation, molecular function: small conductance calcium-activated potassium channel activity; calmodulin binding. Lineage: Eukaryota; Metazoa; Chordata; Actinopteri; Syngnathiformes; Syngnathidae. The transcript has 13 exons. Gene Ontology annotation, biological process: potassium ion transmembrane transport.